Messenger RNA from Arachis stenosperma, 1074 nucleotides. RefSeq names its product WUSCHEL-related homeobox 1-like. Gene Ontology annotation, biological process: plant organ development. The transcript is spliced from 5 exons. The record is from RefSeq and is a predicted model, not a curated record. Gene Ontology annotation, molecular function: DNA-binding transcription factor activity; DNA binding. NCBI's taxonomy places the organism in Eukaryota, Viridiplantae, Streptophyta, Magnoliopsida, Fabales, Fabaceae. Bases 1 to 1074 code for a protein of 357 amino acids.
AUGUGGAUGGUGGGUUACAAUGAAGGUGGAGGUGGCGAUCAUCAUCACCAUCAGUUAAACAUGGUUGUUGAUCACCAUCAUCAUCAUCACCAUCAUCAUCCAUUCGGAGCUUCUGGAAGAAAGCUAAGGCCUCUCAUGCCAAGACCAAUGACUUCUCCUAACAACUCAACAACAACGACAACAACAACAACCAAUAACAACAACAACAACAACAACCCAUGCUUAAGCCUUGUUCAUCAUCAGGGCAACGAUUUCUUCUCUCAAUAUCACAACCAUUUAUCGACAGUGGGAGAGCAGAACAAGAGGGAAAAUGGUAACAACAACAAUAAUGGUUCGGCACCGGUUGUGGUGAGUUCCCGGUGGAAUCCAACGCCGGAGCAGCUGAGAGCGCUUGAGGAGCUGUACAGAAGAGGGACUCGGACGCCGUCGGCGGAGCAAAUCCAACACAUAACAGCGCAGCUGAGAAGGUUUGGGAAGAUUGAGGGCAAGAAUGUCUUUUACUGGUUUCAGAAUCAUAAGGCUAGGGAGAGGCAAAAGCGUCGCCGCCAGAUGGAAUCAUCUGAUACCAAUAACAAUAAUCAUCCACUUCAAAACAACAAUCACCACCGUGAUUUUGAUUCUUCUUCUGAAAAGAAAGAACUGGCAGCAAGUAGGACAAUGGUUGAAGUUGAACAGACCAAAAACUGGGCAUCCUCUACAAACUGCACUACUCUUGCAGAGGAAUCUGUUUCAAUGGAAAGAGAGGGAGGAGCAGGAAAAGCAGGAGUGGCAGAGUGUAGAGCAGAUGGAUGGGUCCAAUUCGAAGAAGGGGAAUUACAACAAAGAAGGAACUUUAUGGAAAGGAAUGCCACGUGGCACAUGAUGAUGCAUCAUCACUCCCCAUGUGCUGCUGCUGCACCACCUGCACCUGCACCACCUAACGAGAAUCAAACCCUUCAACUUUUCCCUCUAAGGAGCGGUGACGAUCUUCAUCAUCACAUUAACGGCAAAGGGACAGAGAUAUCAGCAUCAAAUGAUGCCAUCACCCCAAACCACCAUCACUUCUUUGAGUUCCUUCCUUUGAAGAACAACUAA